AUGCAAGAGAAAGGACAUAACAUAAAUGGUUUUAAAUGUUCAACAAAAUUUCAAUUUUUGAAACGUACAUACAAAAGUAUUAUGGAUCACAACAAAAAAAGUGGUAAUAAUAGGAAAGAUUGGGAAUUUUUACAGAUAAUGCAAGAGUUAUUUGGUGAGAAACCCUGGGUGCAACCUUUAGCUAUAACAGGAUUGCACUUAGAUGAAGAACAAAAUGAAAACAAUUUACCAGCAAAAGAAAAUAUUCAAGAAGAAGUUACUAAAAAGACAAAACUAAAUACUGUAAUAAGUGAUUACAUAUCAUAUAGCAAGGAAGAACGAGCUAAACGAAGAGAAAGUCGAGCAAAACAGCAUGAAGAAAAACUGCUCGCCUUUAAAAGAUUGGAAAAUUUAUUAGAGAGGCUGAUAGAAAAAGAAAAUAAGUCAGGAAUUUAG
This is a messenger RNA of Formica exsecta, 435 nucleotides long. RefSeq lists its product as uncharacterized. Lineage: Eukaryota; Metazoa; Arthropoda; Insecta; Hymenoptera; Formicidae. Bases 1 to 435 code for a protein of 144 amino acids. The record is from RefSeq and is a predicted model, not a curated record. The transcript has 3 exons.